AUGUUUUAUUCAGAUACCCUGCUCCGGACCACGGGGCCACUGUCGCGGGUAUGGUUGGCGGCAAACAUGGAGCGCAAGCUCUCCAAAGCCCACAUCCUGCAGUCAAAUUUGCGGCACAGCGUUGAACAGAUCAUUCAACCCAGCGAAGAAGCCCCACUAGCUCUGCGAUUGAGUGGUCAAUUGCUCCUCGGUGUCGUGAGAAUCUACAGCCGGAAAGCGCGUUACUUGCUGGAAGACUGCAACGAAGCUUUGAUGAAGAUAAAAAUGGCCUUCCGGUCGUCUGGCAACAAUGACUUGCCGACUAAUCUGCAUCUACCCAACCGCGAAUCGCUCAUGCUUCAAGAUCGCAUCACGCCGCAUGAUAACCUUGAUGAUCUUCCGCCAGAGCCAACGAUCAACUUCGACGAUUUCACGACUUCGCAACAGCUUGGACGCAAGGGCAGAGUUAGCAACCGCGAGAUUAACCUACAGGAAGACUUCAACAACAGCCAGUUCCUCCAGGAUGAGUCACGGACUGAGCUCAACCUAAAGGUAGCUGACAUGGAGGAGGACCUGGAGUUGGACUUUGGCUUGGACUUGGACAUGGAUGAAACCGUGGUGGAAACUGGACGUGAUGCGCCAGCUGCCAGGGACGUGGAGGACGAUAUGAUCAGCGAGCUCGGUCCUUCCAAGGAACGAGACACGUCUUUAGGUCUUGAAUUCGGCGAUGAGGAGCAAGUCCGCAUCGCUGAUGUGGAAGGCGACAUUCCCAUGUUUGACGACGACAUGGACUUCAACAUUGGCGACGCGUCAGCCAUGCCUCAGGGGCUGAUAGAUGUUGCUCCCGAACGCGCUCGCAUCUCAGAAUCACCCCUAUCUGACAUUGACCCAGCAUUCGCGAACGAGAUGGAGAUGGAGUUCUCGCGCACCAUGAACGGGGACAUGUACGAACCGGGCGACGACACAGAAAAGACCAUCACAAUGAAGGCGCCGCAGCGGGCAAAGAAGCGACGUGCUAUUGUGCCGGACACUGACACCAUGCUGACAAGCAACCAUAUCCGAGACCAGCAAGCCCACCAUGAUAACAUCCUGAAGCCGCAGACGUUUGUCCCCAAUGAGCCUUACCUUCUCACCCUAUUGGACAUGCAAAAGAGUGGUGGCUUCGUUUCAAACGUCAUUCUGGAGUCGAGGAGUGAAGAAUGGGCUCCUGAGCUAAAAGGAUUGUUGUCGCUGGAGUCUAUCCGCCCCAUCAAUGAUCUUAAGCGCAAGCGGGAUAGUGGAGUUGCUGAUAUCGAAAGUGGGGACGACCAAGGACAGUCCAAGUCGCCUCGUCUCGAGCUUGGUGACGACGAGGAGCAGCUCAACGUUGGCGGCGACGACUCUGCGGACCAGACUGCCAGACCGGAAGGAACUGUUCUUGAGAUACCCGCAGACGAAGGCUCCGAGCAGCACGAUGACACUGGAUACGAAAAUGUGACUGCGAUGCCCGCGUUUGACGACACGGUAGCACCGCAGACUCUCCCUGCCGACAGCGGACCAAUUUCUAUCGGCACCAAGCAUGCCGUCCACAUUUUGCGUGAUCUCUUCGGACCGGAGGCCGCUACGGAUGCGGAGAAACGCAAGAACACGUCUGUCGUCUUCCAGGAGCUUCUCCCAGAAAGCAGGACGACAAAGGCAGAUGCGACCAAGAUGUUUUUCGAGUGCCUUGUUCUGGCCACCAAGGAUGCCAUCAAAGUCGAGCAGCCCGAGGGAGUGCUUGGUGGACCCAUUCGCAUACGUGGCAAGAGGGGACUCUGGGGAGCUUGGGCCGAGAGAGAGGCUGGUGGCGAGAUGGCCUCGCAAGUCGACGAGCCCGAGCCAGCAGCCACGAGCGCUCCCGCUGUAUCAGUCGAGGCAUAA
Messenger RNA from Pyricularia pennisetigena, 1878 nucleotides. RefSeq lists its product as uncharacterized. The coding region runs from base 1 to 1878 and encodes 625 amino acids. Gene Ontology annotation, cellular component: synaptonemal complex; cohesin complex. Gene Ontology annotation, biological process: synaptonemal complex assembly; replication-born double-strand break repair via sister chromatid exchange; mitotic sister chromatid cohesion. NCBI's taxonomy places the organism in Eukaryota, Fungi, Ascomycota, Sordariomycetes, Magnaporthales, Pyriculariaceae. The record is from RefSeq and is a predicted model, not a curated record. Gene Ontology annotation, molecular function: protein binding; chromatin binding. The transcript has 2 exons.